CUUUAGGUGGAACAAGAGCUGCUGCUGCGAGUAGAAAGUCACUGAAUGAGCAGGAGGGUUUUUACACUCUUCUACCUCCGUCGGUACGGUUGAAUGAUGAGGAAGAAGAUUACAUCCCUGAGGAUAGAAAGAGCUACAGUGUGACAUGAGAUGAGUUGAAGAAAGGAUUUUUUAACUUUAAGUUGAAGAGAAAAGGCAAAGUUUCCCAAAUUGAACUAUGGCACUGUCCAGCUGUCCAGCUCCAAUGUUGAUUGCAGACUCCAGCCUGGGGGACUGGAAAGUGAUUGGCUCCGGGGGUUUUGGACAAAUCUACAAAGCCAGGCAUCGUCAGUGGUGCUGCGAUGUGGCCAUUAAACUGCUUCAUUAUGACGAUGGGACCAGUAAAUCUUUGCUGCGUGAGAUCGACAUGAUGCGUCGAGGAAGCAGCCCGUAUGUUAUUCAGGUCCUCGGGGUCUUCAAGGGACGACUGCCCUCCUCUGGCCAGUCAGAACAGCUCGGUCUGGUCAUGGAGGUCAUGGAGAGAGGAUCACUAGCCUCCCUACAGGACACCUUACGUGGAGCUCCACCCUGGCCGCUGGUCUUCAGACUGGCUCACCAAGUGGCUCUGGGUAUAAACUUCCUCCACAGUCUGACCCCUGCCCUGCUCCACUUGGACCUGAAGCCCAGCAAUGUGCUGCUGGACUCCUAUCUCAAUGCCAAGCUUACAGAUUUUGGCCUUGCCCGGUUUUACCGCAGUGUCACACGGAUUUCCAAGAAGGACAGCGAAGAGGAAGGGGGGACGAUCAGCUACAUGCCACCUGAGGCGUUUGACAUAUCGUACAGCCCCACCCAAGCCUCUGAUGUCUACAGUUAUGGUAUACUCUUAUGGUCCAUAGUCACAGGGAAACAACCAUAUGCAAAUGCAAUGUCCAGCAUAGUGCGGUUUCGCAUCCCGCAGGGCGACCGUCCAUCACUGGACGAGAUCAAGGGCCAGGCUGCGGGGCGUACAGGAUUGACAGGACUAAUGGAGCUCAUGGAGAAAUGUUGGAAGGAAAGUCCCAAUCAAAGGCCCUCCUCCCUUGAGUGUACAACUGUGACAGAAGAACUGUAUAAGAUGCACAAACAUUCAAUUGUUGAUGCUGUCCAUCAAGUGCUGAAUAAACUGGACCAAAAGGAAGAAGAAAUCACUCAGGUUUCAGUGAUGACCAGAGUUGAAGCAGUAAAUGUCUAUGAUAAUGUGCCGACAGGGCGCCCACCAAUUCAGGAAAUAGCUGGUGGUUGGAUUGUAAAUGAAAGAGACAAAGCAAGAGUCACAGAUCUGCCUUCACCUCGACCUGCAAGUGUGUGUGAUGUUGACCUGAGCCGCACAUCGACAGACCAGAAAGUGAAAAUGUCCUCUGUUCACCCCAUUCAAUCAUCACCACCGGUUCCUUCGACUGGGAGAUUACCUGAAGGCAGAACAGCAAGACCUUCUCAGCUGGCCUUAAGGGAUAACCUGUUUCCACAGUACCAACGUCAGUUUUCCAGCCCUGAUACUUUCCACCAUCCUUCGGCUGCUCGAUGUGGAGUCCACAUCAACCUCAGCAAUGUGACUGGAUUUCAGCAAGGCAACAACAACACCAUGCACAUUUACACCACAGACCCCUUAGAUAGGAAACGGCACCCAACAGCACCACCAAGUGUCAACCUCCCGCUGCCACAUUCAUAAAGCCUGAAGGACAAGAAAGGAGGAGUUGACUGAGUUCAUAGAGUUUACAUUGAGUUCUCUAAUUUUCUUUUACAGUUCUCAAUGCUUCGUUUUAUCCUUUCUUGCACAACAGGAAGGUCAUGUUUUGUAAGAGAAGCUCCCUGUAAGAAGGCAAAGCUGCAUUUAAAAAAAAAUCUUUUCUGUUUUUGCUUUUCAAAUCUGGACAGGAUUCUGUUAUUGUUUCAGUAGCAUGCAGGCUUUUAAAAUUAUGUUUUGGUAUAUUUUAACAGUCUUCAUUUAUUCUGUUAGAACAUUUUAAACCCAUGAGCAAAACCUCACACUUCCUUUUUGCCCUGUCAGCAGUAUAAACAUGCCAAGUCUGGUCAUAUGGUUUUGCUUUUCCACCAACUGUGGUCAACAUAUAGCCACAGCCAUAGUGGCUGCUCACCAUCAGGUGCCAAAAACUGCCUUAACAACAGAUGAACUAUUAAUGAAAACAGAUUGAUACAUGUCUUAAAUAGAUGUCUUUAUAGUUUUUAUUGUUUGUUUUAGCCUGAAUGCCAAGUGCACAUAUGAAGAGUGUCAGAAAUGUACUAACUCCUUAAUACUUUUAUUAUUCAUUUUCCUAACACUGGAAUCUUCACCCCUUUGGUAUGGUAUAGAGGUUAAAACAAACAUGAAGAAUAAAUGGUACAUUUUUUAUCCCAGCCUGGCUACCUUCACUUGCACUGAAAUAUUUAAUUGAAUCAUCAAAAUAUACUGUGUAUAUGUUUUUGGAAAGAGCAAAUCCCUGUGUUUUAGUACUUCUUGCAUGUAUUUGGUUUAUUUUAUACUUUAAAUACCUUGUACCUUUUAUAUACCUUUUGUGGGUACAUCUUUACAAACUCAUGUGCAGCCAAGAAAAUGUUCAAACCCAAAUAACUUAUACAUUUUAUAUACUUUUUACAAUGAUUUUUAAAAUGUACAUUUUUAAAUGAAUUUUCUAAAAAAUGUCAAACACAUUUUGUUGAAUUUUAACAGAAGUGUGUAUAAAAUUAUACACAAAAGAGCCAGAGUUUUGCAGUUGAUGUAAUGGUGCUGCCAUAAAAUGUUGGCAUCUUGAAUACUUCACUCAGUACAAGCAUGAUGUAGCUUCAAUGAAGUGUUGGAACAAGCAUGUAUGGAAUAUUUAUGUGAUAUUGUUUUGCAUUAUGAAAAAAGAAUUGCUUCAUUGCUUUAUAUUAAUGGAUAAGUCUGGCGUUAUUCUAUAUUUUUGUUAUUGUCAACAAAUCCCAUAAAAAGACCAAAACCAACAAAGUA
This is a messenger RNA of Siniperca chuatsi (mandarin fish), 2965 nucleotides long. RefSeq names its product receptor-interacting serine-threonine kinase 3 (gene ripk3). The record is from RefSeq and is a predicted model, not a curated record. Gene Ontology annotation, molecular function: ATP binding; JUN kinase kinase kinase activity. The coding region runs from base 218 to 1687 and encodes 489 amino acids. NCBI's taxonomy places the organism in Eukaryota, Metazoa, Chordata, Actinopteri, Centrarchiformes, Sinipercidae. Gene Ontology annotation, biological process: protein phosphorylation. The transcript is spliced from 14 exons.